CUAAACCGGCCAAGGGGUCAAGGCCGUAUCCGAUUUGUCCACCAUGUCCAAGACAACUUGUCUCCCGGUUUUCUGUGUUGAUGCGUUCACAAAGACGGCAUUCGGCGGCAACCCCGCGGCUGUGUGCCUCGUUUCAGCAACCACCACGAAUCUCACGGAAACAUUGAUGCAGAAGAUCGCAGCUGAACUGAACUUGUCGGAGACAGCUUUUGUUUUCAGUGAAGGAAAUGAAGGCAGCUUCAAAAAAGAUUGCAAGUUUGGCCUCCGUUGGUUCACACCCACGACAGAAGUGAACCUCUGUGGUCAUGCGACGCUCGGGUCGGCAGCUGUCCUGUUCAACAAGAUAGGAAAUGAGUCACAAGAAAUAUGUUUCAACACAUUGAGCGGGAUAUUAACCACACGGCGUCAGGGCAAGUUAAUCUCCAUGGACUUCCCCUUGAACCCUUCUGGGAAACAGGACAGAUCUGAAAUGGAAAAUCUCCUCAAGGUUGUUGUAGAUCCGUCACUAGUUCAAGAUUUGGAAUACUCCCCUACAACCAAGAAGCUGGUGGUCCGGCUCUCGGACACCGUGACACGGUCCGAGCUGGAGGGCCUCCAACCCCAGAUACCCCGCAUGGUGGAGAGUGACAGCACGGGCAAAGUGAAGGGUGUGAUCAUCACACUGAGGGGGUCACAAUCUAAUGGAGCUGUGGACGCUGAGGGGAUGGGGUACGACUUUGUGUCCAGGUACUUCGCCCCAUGGGUUGGAAUACCGGAGGAUCCAGUCACGGGGUCAGCCCACACAGUCCUGGCCAGCUACUGGUCAAAGCAGCUGGAUAAACAGGAGCUUUACGCUCGCCAGUGUUCCUCCCGGGGUGGGGACAUACACCUAAGGGUGGCGGGGGACCGGGUACACCUGGCAGGGAAUGCUGCCAUCAUUAUGACGGGGACACUGGACAUAUGAUGCAGUUUCGAUUUGCAGGGAAACGACGUAAUUUGUCGUUAUAUUAUACAGUCAGAUAUAACGAACAAUAAUUCGGUUGUAUUAUAGAUAUUUUAAAUAAUAUACUUAUGGAUUGUAAUGAAAAAUGUCAUUAUUAAUUGCUUGAUUUAGAAUAUUUCCGGAGUACGUUAUUGAAAUUAUGAUAGAUCUAAUAUUUUUGAAACACAAUGCACUGGUCACAUAGUUAAACGGUCUAUAAUGUAUGCAAACCAAAGACGGGUAAUAAACCUUAUACUGUCAGGGAACGAUUUUGAAAGAAAUUGUUUUCAAUUGUCAGUGUGCAUGCAUGUUUAAUAAUCAGAACGAUAUUGCAUGUAUGUUUUACUUGUGUUUAAAAUAGAAUAUGUGUAUUCAAGCUGAUUGGUUCACUGUUGGAAUACGUGUGUUGAUGGAUGAGAUCAUGUUGGUUGUGGGCAUCUGUGUAUCAUCCUUUACGAGGGAAAUUGGUGGACACGUGGUUCCAGCCUUUAAGACUUCUCAAUGCAUGUUGUUUAACAUUCUAUGUCAUUUUACUAUAAUUGUUCAUUGUUUGAUUUCUUCUCAUAAUUAUCUCCACCGUUGGUUGUUUUUUGUGCAUGUUAUUAUUAAAAGGAGUGAGCCAAA
Molecule: messenger RNA, 1585 nt
Organism: Haliotis rubra (blacklip abalone)
Lineage: Eukaryota; Metazoa; Mollusca; Gastropoda; Lepetellida; Haliotidae
Product: phenazine biosynthesis-like domain-containing protein
Exons: 9
Coding region: 44-943 (299 amino acids)
Biological process (GO): biosynthetic process
Cellular component (GO): cytoplasm
Molecular function (GO): isomerase activity
Source: RefSeq, a predicted model, not a curated record